Molecule: messenger RNA, 2691 nt
Organism: Jaculus jaculus (lesser Egyptian jerboa)
Lineage: Eukaryota; Metazoa; Chordata; Mammalia; Rodentia; Dipodidae
Gene: Cnnm4
Product: cyclin and CBS domain divalent metal cation transport mediator 4
Exons: 7
Coding region: 1-2322 (773 amino acids)
Biological process (GO): magnesium ion transport; magnesium ion homeostasis
Cellular component (GO): plasma membrane
Molecular function (GO): sodium ion transmembrane transporter activity; magnesium ion transmembrane transporter activity
Source: RefSeq, a predicted model, not a curated record
AUGGCGCCGGUGGGCGGGGGCGGGUGCCCGGGCGGCGGGCCGGCCCGAGGGCGCCUCCUCCUGGCGGCGCUGGUGCUGCUGUGGGCGCGGGGGGCCAGGGGCCAGAGCAGCCCCCAGCAGAGCGCGAUCCUGGGCAUGAGGCUGGCGAGCUGCAACAAGUCGUGUGGGAUGAACCCGGAUGGCAUCAUCUUCGUGUCCGAGGGCAGCACGGUGAACUUGAGGCUUUACGGCCACAGCCUGGGCGAUAUCUCCAGCAACCUGAUCUCCUUCACCGAGGUGGACGACUCCGAGACGGUCCAAAAUACCACCAACUGCCUGGAGCUCACCAAGGACUUGGUGGUCCAGCAGCUGGUCAACGUGAGCCGCGGAAACACGUCCGGGAUGCUGGUGGUGCUCACCAAGUUCCUCCGGAGGAGUGAGAACAUGAAGCUGUACGCUCUAUGCACCCGAACCCGGGUCGGCGGGCCCUGGCUCAAGUGGACCGACAAGGACUCGCUCCUUUUCAUGGUGGAGGAGCCAGGAAGGUUCCUUCCCCUUUGGCUGCACAUCCUCCUCGUUUUGGUGCUUCUAGUGUUUUCAGGCAUAUUUUCUGGCCUCAACCUGGGGCUUAUGGCCCUGGAUCCAAUGGAGCUGCGCAUCGUGCAGAACUGUGGAACUGAGAAGGAGAGAAAAUAUGCCCGCAAGAUAGAGCCCAUUCGGCGCAAGGGUAACUACUUGCUCUGCUCCCUGCUCCUGGGAAACGUGCUAGUCAACACCUCCCUCACCAUCCUUCUGGACAACCUCAUUGGGUCCGGCCUUAUGGCAGUGGCCUCCUCCACCAUUGGCAUUGUCAUCUUUGGGGAGAUCGUACCUCAGGCCCUGUGCUCCCGACAUGGGCUGGCUGUGGGUGCCAACACCAUUGUUCUCACCAAAAUCUUCAUGUUGCUCACCUUCCCCCUCAGCUUUCCCAUUAGCAAGCUCCUGGACUUUUGUUUGGGUCAGGAGAUUCGCACUGUUUACAAUCGGGAGAAGCUGAUGGAGAUGUUGAAGGUGACAGAGCCCUAUAAUGACCUGGUGAAAGAGGAGCUAAAUAUGAUCCAGGGUGCCCUGGAACUACGGACCAAAACUGUGGAGGAUGUCAUGACACAGCUCCACGACUGUUUCAUGAUCCCCAGCGAUGCCAUUCUGGAUUUCAACAGAAUGUCGGAGAUUAUGGAAAGUGGCUAUACUCGCAUUCCUGUGUUUGAAGACGAGAGAUCCAAUAUUGUAGAUAUUCUUUACGUCAAAGACCUGGCCUUUGUGGACCCUGAUGACUGCACCCCACUUAAGACUAUCACUCGUUUCUACAAUCACCCGGUACAUUUUGUCUUCCAUGACACUAAGUUGGAUGCCAUGCUGGAGGAGUUCAAGAAGGGGAAGUCCCACUUGGCCAUUGUGCAGAAGGUGAACAAUGAGGGUGAAGGUGACCCCUUCUACGAGGUGUUGGGCCUGGUCACCCUGGAGGACGUCAUUGAGGAGAUCAUCAAGUCUGAGAUCCUGGAUGAGUCAGACAUGUACACUGACAACCGAAGCCGGAAACGAGUAGCUGAGAAGAACAAGCAUGACUUCUCAGCCUUCAAGGACCCUGAUAACGAACUCAAAGUAAAAGUCUCACCUCAGCUCCUCCUGGCUGCUCAUCGCUUCCUGGCCACAGAGGUACCCCAGUUUAGCCCCUCUCUGAUAUCAGAGAAAAUCCUGCUGCGGCUGCUCAAGUACCCAGAUGUCAUUCAGGAACUCAAGUUUGACGAGCACAACAAGUACUACGUGCGCCAUUACCUGUACACCCGGAACAAGUCAGCUGACUACUUCAUCCUCAUCCUCCAGGGAAGGGUGGAGGUGGAGGCAGGGAAGGAGAACAUGAAGUUCGAGACGGGUGCCUUUUCAUAUUAUGGGACCAUGGCCUUGUCCUCAUUGCCCUCUGACCGCUCCCCAGCCCACCCUUCCCCACUCAGCCGCUCAGCCUCUCUCAGUUACCCGGACCGCAACACAGAUACAGGGACCACACCCACCCUGGCAGGCAGCAGCAACCAGUUUGGCAGCUGCAUCAUGGGUCAGUAUAUCUCUGACUUCAGCGUGCGGGCGCUCAUGGACCUGCAGUACAUUAAGAUCACAAGGCAACAGUACCAGAAUGGGCUGCUGGCCUCACACCUGGAGAACAGUCCUCAGCUCCCUGUGGAUAGCUGUGCCACCUGCUCAGAGAACUGUGCUGACAAGCCUGAGCUGCCCGCGGUGGACGAGACCACCACUCUUCUCAACGAGCGCAACUCCUUGCUGAACAAAGGUUCCCAUGAGAGUGCCAUCUGACAGGGGGGCCCGGGGACCCCCGCCCACCCUGCGGGGGCCUUCCCAGAGGGCCCACAUGAAGCCAAGGAGCCUGUUAGGCCAGAAGGGAUACAGGUAGAUACCUGCAUGACUGAGCAGCCAGACAGCCCUGCACAUGGGGAUCUGGUCACAGACGGGGACCUCUCAACAACUCUGGUGGGGCCUGACUAGCCCUGCUCCAGUGGGACGGCAGGCCUGCUAGUGAGUGAAGGCCAUUUUUUACUGAGAGAAUUUCUAAGCUAGGCUUAUUGCUCCUCUUUUUAAAUACCAUUUUGGGAAGGGAAGACAGGGUUAAAGAACUUUAUGUUCACAAAUUAUUUUUUUCAAAACAGAAAAAAAAAAAAAAAACUU